AUGGCGGCCAGAUUUGAGUUCUUAUUAAUAGUUUCGGAGAGUUUCGGAGUAUAGUUGUCGAGAUUACCGCCAUAUUUGGACACGAUGCCUGUCACAACAAAAAGAGAAAUUUCUACUAAUACCCUAGAAUGGAUUGGUAAUGGCACUAUAGACGAUGGAAAAGUAUUUUACAGCCAAUGCAAAGUUAACGGAAUCCUGAUCAAGUGUGGAGAUGAUGUGGUUAUACUCGGACGCACGGGGCGGCGUUCCAUUGCACAUGUACAGAAGUUAUAUGAAAUUGAGGAAUCUAAAGAUCCCAACAGAGCUAUAGUACAGUGGUAUUACACUUAUGGUGAAAUCUCAGAACUCAAAGGGAAGAAACCUGCUGAUAUCCCAAAAUCUUGGACAGAAUUAUUGCUACCAAGUGAGGAUUGUUGUAGUUCUAAAGAUGAUCAUAUUAAAGCUGAAGAUAUACGGAGAAAGUGCAAUGUUUUAAAGUUAAAACCGCAAGAUGAAGUUCCAGAUUAUUUACAAAGUUCUUAUCGAGACGGUCUUUAUUAUAUUCGCUUUAAAUUUGACCAGAAUUACAACCUUUAUCCUGUUAAUAAAAGGCUUUCCAGGAAGUCUACAUCAAACACAGAACAGACCAUAGAAAGAGGGAUAAAUCAUGUCAGAACUCCAAAGCAAACCCCAAGGAGGCCAAAUAACACUGCAAAAACACCAAAAGCAAAAAAGACGCCAGCUAAAGAAAAGGUUGCAGAUAAUUCCACUUCGAAGACAAACAAGAAGACUCCCAGGAGUACAAAGAAAUUAACAAUUGAAAAAAAGUGCAUGGUAUCUAUUGAGCCAUUGAUCUUUGAUAGAGACACUGGAACUUCUUUAAAAAGAAGAGCAAGCCGCAGUGUUCCAGAUGAAUCUGCAGUGACACCUAAAAGAACAAAGGAUUCCAAUAGUACAAGAAAAACAAAAGAACAAGUUAUGUCUCCAAGGCAGAGAUAUGGUACAGCGGAAGUCUUAGAGCAAGUGCUUGAGAGUGAGUCAAGAUGUAGUGAUGACCAGGACGAUGAUGAUGAUGAUGAUAAUGAUGACAACGUCAGUGAUGAUGAUGAUGAUGAUGAUGUGUUUCAUCCAAGUGAUGUUAGUGAUUUAUCAGAUGGCAAUGAUGGUGACGAUGAUGACGAUGAAGAUAAUGAUUGGGUUGUGGAAAAGAUUGGUAAAGCAAGAACUCAAGGAAAAUGCACACCAAUAAGAAUACUGAGAUCAUCGUCCAAGGGCAAGAGUUCAUUCACAGCAAUACAGGACUCAUCCAAGGGUAAACCUACUGCUAAAACUCCAUCUAGAGUAAAACCACCUCACAAAACACCUCAAAAAAACUCUGCACAGAAACUGGCAAAAACUCCAAAGACUGAGCGAAAGACACCAAAGACACCAGCCAGAAACAGCUGUAGGCAGCCAUCUCAGAAGAAAAUGAUGACCCCAAGCAUUCCUGAGAGGCAGCAGCCUUGUAAAACACCGGGAACACCUCUUGAAAUGGCUAGAAAAAAACUGCAUGUGUCGGCAGUUCCUUCGUCUCUUCCCUGCCGUGAGAAGGAGUUUACAGAUAUCUUUAACUUUGUGGAGGGGAAACUUGAGGACGGAACGGGGGGGUGCAUGUACAUCUCUGGAGUUCCGGGGACUGGAAAAACAGCCACUGUACAUGAAGUAUUACGCAGCAUACAAGAGGACGAGGACCUGCCGGAAUUCACGUUCGUGGAAAUAAAUGGAAUGAAGCUAACAGAACCAGCACAGGCUUACUCCACCUUCCUUAAACUUCUAACAGGAAAAAAGGCAACACCCGAGCACGCCUCCAAUCUGUUGGAUAAACUUUUCAGUACACCAGCACCUAACAGGGAUCCUGUCGUCUUAUUGGUGGAUGAGUUAGACCUUUUAUGGACGCGUAAACAAAACGUGCUGUACAACCUGUUUGAAUGGCCGACACGGAGACACUCCCGGCUGAUCGUGCUCGCCAUUGCUAAUACCAUGGAUCUGCCGGAACGAAUUAUGAUGAAACGAGUUUCCAGUCGAUUGGGACUGACACGGCUGACUUUUCAGCCCUACACGUUUUCACAGCUACAAGAGAUUGUGAUGUCUCGUAUCGUUGGUUUAAACGCUUUUGAGCCGGAUGCCAUACAGCUGGUCUCAAGAAAGGUGGCAGCUGUCUCCGGUGACGCUCGCCGCUGCUUAGACAUCUGCCGCAGGGCAGUGGAGAUCGCAGACUCACAGUCUAAGAAGAAGGGAACAGCACUGGUGGGGAUGAGUCACGUGGACGCUGCAUUGCAAGACAUGUUUUCAUCGCCAAAGAUACGAGCCAUGAAAUGCUUGACACAAAUGGAGGGUCUGUUUCUGAAGUCGGUUAUUGCCGAGUUUCGUAGCUCAGGACUGGAAGAGGCGACAUUUGGAGAUGUUUUCCAGCAACUCCUCGAUUUUUGUCGCAUUGAGGGUCUUUCCACACUUACACCAUCUCAAGCCGCGGGAGUUUGCUGUCGAUUAGGGGCUUGGAAACUACUUCUAGUUGAAUCUGGCCGUCGUGAUCUGGAACAGAGAAUACGUUUGAAUGUCAAUCAAGAUGACGUAUUGUAUGCUCUUCAAAGUAAGCCCAGGUGACAAGACACGUGACCAUAUUUCGAAUGGCUGACAAGCCGCUGUUCAGAUCAUAUCGACUUUUGAAAUAAGUUUAUUUGAAAUGCUUAUUGAAGUGAUUUGAAUUAAUGUGAUGUGGAGAAACUCUUUCGUUGCUGUAUUGAUUAAGAAGGAAUCAUGGAAAACCUAGCUGUUUGUAAAUAGGCGUUUCAUUUUCCUGAUUUCAUACUGUAUAUUUUUG
Pocillopora damicornis (cauliflower coral) is the source of this 2839-nucleotide messenger RNA. RefSeq names its product origin recognition complex subunit 1-like. Gene Ontology annotation, cellular component: nuclear origin of replication recognition complex. Gene Ontology annotation, molecular function: ATP hydrolysis activity; chromatin binding; DNA replication origin binding. Lineage: Eukaryota; Metazoa; Cnidaria; Anthozoa; Scleractinia; Pocilloporidae. The record is from RefSeq and is a predicted model, not a curated record. Gene Ontology annotation, biological process: DNA replication initiation; cell division; mitotic DNA replication checkpoint signaling.